AUGAGCGCCAUCGCCCUGAGAUACGCGGCGCAGACCGUCGGCGGCGCAACAGAAGGCGGGGACGUUGGCGUCAGCGGGGGUGGUGAGCAAAGACCAGAUUCAGAGCUCGUGACAGGGGCGAUUGGGUACGUCUCAUCAUGCGGCGCCGCUGGUGUUGGAGUAUUGCCGUCCCUCUUCGCGACGUUGGCUGCCCGCACACGGGGCUUGCCAUUUGGUGGAGCCAAGGGGGUGUUUGGUAUAUUUUUGAUUGUGAUGACCGGAGCUCUAAGUAUCAUUUGGGGUAUGGUACAGUCAUAUCAGGGGGUAGUUUUGCUGUCGAUGAAAGACUCUGGGGAUCAAAGGGAUAGAGAUGAAGAUGUUCAGACACAAGAGAAUCCAAUCUUAGGAUACAUCUGA
This is a messenger RNA of Psilocybe cubensis, 396 nucleotides long. RefSeq lists its product as uncharacterized. The transcript is spliced from 2 exons. The record is from RefSeq and is a predicted model, not a curated record. Lineage: Eukaryota; Fungi; Basidiomycota; Agaricomycetes; Agaricales; Agrocybaceae. The coding region runs from base 1 to 396 and encodes 131 amino acids.